UUAGUAAGCUCAACAGAACUUUUGUGAUCGUAAAAACUUUGUGUUUGUGUUAUUAUAACUUAAUCUGUACUUGGCUUUUUUUACUGAUUCAUGCCGCGCAUUCAACAACAUCCAGAUGGCACGUAAGAAAGCAGUGCAUAAUUUAUGGUUUUAAAAAAGAAACAUUCGAAAAAGGAAUGUUUUCAAAAAAGGAAUGUCAUUCAUAUUGUGAUGUGUGCUUGUGUGGGUUUUGAGUGAUGUGCCAGUGAUUUGUCGAUAAAAUGGAUGUGAAUACAACGCUUGCGACGAUAUACCCGCGCGAUGCGACGAUCAUGGCGGCGGUGUGUGCGUGCAUUUUUAGUGUGGUUGGAGUUAUCGGUAACCUGAUAACCACAGUAGCACUUCUAAUGCACCCGAAGCUACGCGGCCACGUGACUACGAUGUUCGUGCUUUCCUUGUGUGUGUCUGACUUACUGUUCUGCAGUAUCAAUCUUCCACUGACUGCUAGUCGGUACAUAAAACAGGAGUGGGUGUUGGGACCUCGACUCUGCCAAAUGUUCGCGUUCGUCUUCUAUGGGAAUGAAGCGGUAUCACUUCUAUCUAUGGUCGCUAUCACAAUCAACAGGUAUACGCUGAUAGCAUACUACGACAUGUACUCUCAAAUCUACACCACAACGAAGAUCUGGAUCCAGCUCAUCAUGAUAUGGCUGGUCUCCUUUGGUCUUAUGGUACCACCCCUCCUCGGCGUAUGGGGGCAACUAGGGCUAGACCAGAACACAUUCUCUUGCACGAUCCUCCCAAAAGACGGGCGGAGUCCAAAGAAAUAUCUCUUCGUGUUCGGAUUCGCGUUACCCUGCCUUGUGAUUAUUGUGUCCUAUUCGUGUAUAUACUGGCGAGUACGGGAAAGUAAACGAAAAUUGGAAGGAAGGAGGUGUGUAUGUGGCAAACUAAGCGGUCAAACAGCGAAAGAAAAAGAGGAAGACUCCCGCCUUACAACACUAAUGUUAACAAUAUUCUUGUGUUUUCUUGCUUGCUUCCUCCCCCUUAUGAUUAUGAACGUGGCCGAUGAUGGCAUUAGAUACCCUUGGCUUCACGUAAUAGCGUCCAUUUUAGCUUGGGCAUCUAGUGUCAUGAAUCCACUAAUAUAUGCCGCGACUAAUAGACAAUAUAGAGCAGCGUACGGCAAUCUAUUGAAAAUGUGUAAAAACAAUCCCGUAGCACGAAAAACUACUUGGGGAAGUCGGACUGUAGGUCACUCUUCAAAUUCGCCGCAUUAUGUCGAAAAACGAGCGGUAAAGGAGAAACCAACGAAAUUAUAGUUUUGAGGUUUUGUCCAGUGUGAAAAAAAGAGCAAACGAACUUUUAUAAAUGGCAACUUUGUGAAAUGUCACAGUGACAAUUAACGCA
Colias croceus (clouded yellow) is the source of this 1386-nucleotide messenger RNA. RefSeq names its product protein trapped in endoderm-1 (gene Tre1). The transcript has 7 exons. Gene Ontology annotation, biological process: G protein-coupled receptor signaling pathway. The coding region runs from base 261 to 1298 and encodes 345 amino acids. Lineage: Eukaryota; Metazoa; Arthropoda; Insecta; Lepidoptera; Pieridae. Gene Ontology annotation, molecular function: G protein-coupled receptor activity. The record is from RefSeq and is a predicted model, not a curated record. Gene Ontology annotation, cellular component: membrane.